GUGGCAUUCGACUCUGACACUCGACCGGAAGUGUGGCAGACGUGUAAAUUUUCUACUCGGUGACCCUAAAGAAUCCCCGUCGAUGCUUUAAUUCUCGGUAGAAUCGAGGACGGUUUGCUGCCCUGGGUGGAAUUCUAGUCUCUGGCCGAGUGUUUAAGUUUUAGGACAGAAUACUGGUUGUUGGGAGUGGGCCCCACUGUUCAGAUCGCGGCGGGGGCUCCGCUGGAAAGGGGUUGCUGGGGACGCCUUGUUGUCGUUCCCUGGGCCAUGGCAGACUCAACGCUGUUAGUGUCGGAGCUGAGCGAGGCGGAGGCAAUGAGCGCCCAGACGGCUCGUUUUGAGGAAUUGCUCCUGCAGGCCUCCAAAGAGCUCCAACAAGCCCAGACAUGCCAACAAGACUCUACAAAGAUCCAACCUCAGCCUGGUUUCUGCGUAAAGACCUCCUCCUCCGAAGGGAAGGUUUUCAUCAACAUUUGCCAUUCGUCCUCCAUCCCUCCUCCGGCUGACCUGACCGAGGAUGAGCUGCUUCAGAUGCUGGAGGAGGACCAAGCCGGCUUUCGCAUCCCCAUGAGUCUGGGGGAGCCUCACGCCGAGUUAGAUGCAAAAGGCCAGGGUUGUACCGCCUAUGAUGUAGCUGUCAACAGUGACUUCUACCGGAGGAUGCAGAAUAGCGACUUCCUGCGAGAGCUUGUCAUCACUAUCGCCAGGGAGGGCCUGGAGGACAAGUACAAGCUGCAUCUAAGUUCAGAGUGGCGCCUGUUGCAGAAUAGGUCUUUCCUGGGAUCCAUCUCGCAGCAAAACAUCCGCUCCCAGCAACGCCCUCGCCCUCGGAUCCAGGAGCUGGGGGACUCGGACCCGCGCAUCCCCAUGGCAGCUAAGGAAGGCCCUGAGACGCCUCGCAUGAACCUCUGGCUAGAAGCUCCUGACCUUCUCCUGGCUGAAAUCGACCUCCCCAAGCUGGAUGGAAUCCUGGGACUGUCACUGGAGAUUGGGGAGAGCCGUCUGGUGAUGGGGGGUCCUCAGCAGCUUUACCAUCUGGAUGCCCACAUACCCCUGCGCAUCAAUUCUGACAAGAGCAAGGCGGCUUUUCAUAAGAAGAGGAAGCAGCUGAUGGUGGCGAUGCCCCUUCUGGCAGCACCUUCCUGACCAGGGGUCUCCGGGUGUUUCCAGUGUGGCUCUCUGGAAAUAAAAAAAUUUUGGCUU
Messenger RNA from Suncus etruscus (white-toothed pygmy shrew), 1203 nucleotides. It is a transcript of the gene PIH1D1, whose product is annotated as PIH1 domain containing 1. The transcript has 9 exons. The record is from RefSeq and is a predicted model, not a curated record. Gene Ontology annotation, biological process: box C/D snoRNP assembly; rRNA processing. Gene Ontology annotation, cellular component: ribonucleoprotein complex; R2TP complex; cytoplasm. NCBI's taxonomy places the organism in Eukaryota, Metazoa, Chordata, Mammalia, Eulipotyphla, Soricidae. Bases 268 to 1146 code for a protein of 292 amino acids.